Molecule: messenger RNA, 2174 nt
Organism: Pelecanus crispus (Dalmatian pelican)
Lineage: Eukaryota; Metazoa; Chordata; Aves; Pelecaniformes; Pelecanidae
Source: RefSeq, a predicted model, not a curated record
AUCUCCGACAUCUACAUCAGCGGGGAGUCGGGGGAUAUGUCGGCCAAGGAGAAGCUGCUUCUGUGGACACAGAAGGUGACGGCGGGUUACAUCGGUGUCAAGUGCACCAACUUCUCAUCAUGCUGGAGCGAUGGGAAGAUGUUCAACGCGCUCAUCCACAGAUACAGGCCGGAUCUGGUGGACAUGGAGAGGGUGCAGAUCCAGAGUAACCGGGAGAACCUGGAGCAGGCCUUCGAGAUCGCCGAGCGGCUGGGGGUCACACGGCUGCUGGAUGCCGAAGACGUGGACGUCCCCUCUCCGGAUGAGAAAUCAGUGAUAACUUAUGUAUCUUCAAUCUACGAUGCCUUUCCCAAAGUCCCCGAGGGAGGAGAAGGGAUCAGCGCUAUCGAGGUGGAUUCAAGGUGGCUGGAGUACCAGAGCCGCGUGGAGUCCCUCAUCUCGUGGAUCAAGCAGCACACGAUACUCAUGUCAGAUAAAUCCUUCCCCCAGAACCCUGUAGAGCUAAAGGCACUUUAUAACCAGUACAUACACUUCAAAGAAACUGAAAUCCCAGCAAAAGAGCAGGAAAAAGGAAGGAUAGAGGAGCUCUAUAAACUGUUAGAGGUAUGGAUUGAAUUUGGACGGAUCAAGUUGCCCCAGGGGUAUCACCCCAACGAUGUGGAGGAGGAAUGGGGCAAGCUCAUCAUAGAGAUGCUGGAGCGCGAGAAGCUCCUGCGGCCAGCGGUGGAGAGGCUGGAAUUGCUGCUACAAAUCGCUAACAAAAUCCAGAAUGGUGCUCUGAGCUGUGAAGAAAAGCUCACUCUUGCAAAGAACACGCUGCAGGCUGACGCUGCUCACCUGGAGUCGGGCCAGCCGGUGCAGUACGAAUCCGACGUGGUCAUGUAUCUGCAGGAGUGCGAGGGGCUCAUCCGCCAGCUACAGGUGGAUGUGCAGAUCCUUCGGGAUGAGAAUUACUACCAGCUGGAGGAGCUGGUGUUCAGGAUCAUGCGGCUGCAAGAUGAGCUGGUGACGCUGAGGCUGGAGUGCACUAACCUGUACAGGAAAGGCCACUUCUCCACCCUGGAACUGGUGCCCACUUCCACGCUGAGCACGACACACUUGAAGGGCGAGUCCCUGACGAAAGGGCUGCACACCACCUCUGCCUCCUGGUUCCGGAAGCCCAUGACCAGGACUGAGCUGGUGGCCAUCUCUUCUUCCGAAGACGAAGGCAGCCUCCGGUUCGUGUACGAGCUGCUGGCAUGGGUGGAGGAAAUGCAGAUGAGACUGGAGCGGGCAGAGUGGGGGAGCGACCUGCCGAGCGUGGAAACCCAGCUGGAGACCCAGCGGCAUGUCCACACCAGCGUGGAGGACCUGGGCUCCAGCGUAAAGGAGGCCCGGAUGUACGAGGGUAAAAUGUCUCAGAAUUUCCGUGCUAGUUACACAGAGACGCUUGGCAAGCUGGAGACGCAGUACUGCAAGCUGAUGGAAACCUCGAGCUUCCGGCUGAGACACCUUCAGAGCUUGCACGGGUUUGUGUCUCGGGCCACUGCUGAGCUGAUUUGGCUGAAUGAGAAGGAGGAGGAGGAACUGGCCUAUGACUGGAGCGACAACAACCCUAACAUUGCAGCCAAGAAAAACUACUUCUCGGAGCUGACGAUGGAGCUGGAAGAGAAGCAGGACAUCUUCCGCUCCCUCCAAGACACAGCCGAGCUGCUGUCCCUGGAGAACCACCCGGCCAAGCAAACCGUAGAGGCCUACAGUGCUGCCGUGCAGACUCAGUGGCAGUGGAUUAAGCAGCUCUGCCUGUGUGUGGAACAGCACGUGAAGGAGAAUGCCGCCUAUUUCCAGUUCUUCAGUGACGCCCGGGAGUCGGAGACCUACCUGCGCAACCUGCAGGACUCCAUCAAAAGGAAGUAUUCUUGCGACCAUAACACGAGCCUGACGCGGCUGGAGGACCUGCUGCAGGACUCCAUGGACGAGAAGGAGCAGCUCAUUCAGUCGAAGAGCUCCGUCGCCAGCCUGGUGGGACGAUCCAAAACCAUCGUUCAGCUCCGGCCCAGGAACCCGGAGCACCUUGUGAAGAGCACGAUCCCCAUCAAGGCUGUGUGUGACUAUCGGCAGAUCGAGGUGAGGGCCGGACGGGUGUCGGCGUGACUUUGAAAGGGAAGGCAGGGACAAGGCAGGGGAGCAGCGCC